GGCUGUGCGGAGCGGCGGGCGGGGCCUCUCCGGGGGCGGGCGGAUGGCCGCGGCGCUGCGCCGCCGCCGCUCGGUGCUGUCGCUGCGCGUCUUCUGCACCGCCAUGCAGCGCCCGGCGGGUCCUCCGUCGCGGCCGGGCAGCCCCGAGCGGGCGGACGGGGGGGGCUGGCUGAGCGCGCUGCGCUUCGACAACCUGGCGCUGCGCUCGCUGCCGGUCGACCCUUCCGAGGACUGCGCUCCGCGAGCCGUGCCCGGCGCCUGCUUCGCCCGGGUGCGGCCCACCCCGCUGCGCAACCCGCGGCUCGUGGCCAUGUCGGCGCCCGCGCUGGCGCUGCUGGGGCUGGAGGCCGGCGGCCCCGAAGCCGAGCGGGAGGCGGAGGCCGCCCUGUACUUCAGCGGGAACCGACUGCUGCCCGGCUCGGAGCCCGCGGCGCACUGCUACUGCGGGCACCAGUUCGGCAGCUUCGCGGGGCAGCUGGGUGACGGCGCCGCCAUCUACCUGGGCGAGGUGCGCGGCCCGCGCGGCGCUCGCUGGGAGCUGCAGCUGAAGGGCGCCGGGAUCACCCCCUUCUCCCGGCAAGCCGAUGGUCGGAAGGUCCUGCGGUCAAGCAUACGGGAGUUCCUGUGCAGCGAGGCCAUGUUCCACCUUGGAAUUCCAACAACGAGGGCUGGAACCUGUGUGACAUCUGACUCAGAAGUUGUUCGUGACAUAUUUUAUGAUGGAAAUCCAAAAAAAGAAAGGUGUACAGUUGUUCUGAGGAUAGCUUCUACAUUUAUAAGAUUUGGUUCUUUUGAGAUUUUCAAACCCCCUGAUGAGUAUACAGGACGCAAAGGUCCCAGCGUUAACCGGAAUGAUAUUCGGAUACAGAUGCUGGAUUACGUGAUCGGCACUUUCUACCCAGAAAUCCAGGAGGCGCAUGCAGACAACAGCAUUCAGAGGAAUGCAGCUUUCUUCAAGGAGAUAACAAAGCGGACGGCAAGAUUGGUUGCUGAGUGGCAGUGUGUUGGCUUUUGCCAUGGUGUGCUGAAUACGGAUAACAUGAGCAUAGUUGGACUAACUAUUGACUAUGGCCCUUUUGGAUUUAUGGAUAGAUAUGACCCUGAGCACAUCUGCAAUGGCUCUGAUAACACAGGGCGCUAUGCUUACAACAAACAGCCAGAGAUUUGCAAGUGGAAUCUAGGGAAGCUUGCUGAAGCCUUAGUCCCAGAGCUGCCCUUGGAAAUAAGUGAGCUCAUCCUGGAAGAAGAAUAUGAUGCAGAAUUUGAAAAACAUUAUUUGCAGAAGAUGAGGAAGAAACUAGGCCUAAUUCAGUUGGAAUUAGAAGAAGAUAGUAAGCUGGUGUCUGAACUGCUUGAAACCAUGCAUCUCACAGGUGGAGACUUCACAAAUAUUUUUUACUUGCUGAGUUCAUUCUCAGUAGAUACUGACCCUUCAAGACUGGAAGAUUUCUUAGAAAAGCUUAUCAGUCAGUGUGCUUCAGUGGAAGAACUGAGAGUUGCUUUCAAACCUCAGAUGGAUCCAAGACAACUGUCAAUGAUGUUGAUGUUGGCUCAGUCUAAUCCUCAGCUGUUUGCACUCAUUGGAACAAAAGCUAAUAUAAAUAAAGAAUUAGAACGCAUCGAACAAUUCUCUAAACUGCAGCAGUUAACAGCAGCUGAUUUACUCAGCAGAAAUAAAAGGCACUGGACAGAAUGGCUGGAGAAAUACAGAGUCCGUUUACACAAAGAAUUAGAAAGCAUUAGUGAUGUUGAUGCCUGGAAUACUGAACGUGUGAAGGUUAUGAAUUCCAACAAUCCAAAAUACAUCUUGAGAAACUACAUUGCUCAGAAUGCCAUAGAAGCAGCUGAAAAUGGGGAUUUCUCAGAGGUGAGAAAUGUAUUGAAACUCUUGGAAAAUCCAUUCCAAGAAACAGAAGAUUCCACGGAGAUGGAGACAAAAGAGGAGGAAGCAAGUGCUACAGCAGCUGCUUGUGCUCAAGCAACCAGAAGCAGGCUGUCGUAUUGCAGUAAACCUCCACUCUGGGCUUCAGAGCUCUGUGUUACAUGAUCUUCGUAACUGCCUUGUUUUAUUUUUUGCUGUAAGCUGAAGACUCUGAUCCUCCUUCAGCAGUGAAGAAUUGAGCAAGGCAAUAAUCAAAGUGCUAUUAAGUUAUUGAAACAACCCUACAUUUGGAUGCACCUACAACAGUCUUCAGCUGUGCUUCAUUUAGAGCAGUCUCGGAUCCUUGGAACGAGCUGAUAAUGCUGGACAGUCUGUACAAAUCGUUUCUCUGUGUGUUUUGAGACUGAAAGCCUUCCCUUUAUUCAUACCACGUUGCAGUAUUUUCUGUUGAGACCCGCUGACUUUUGAACAUCCAAAUGGAGUUGUUACGUGAAGACAAAAGUAUCAAGUCAGGAAUCUGAUCUGUUUUUGUCUGAUGUCUUAACUAAUAGUACUUCUAACAUCUAUUCGCUGCUCUUUCUAUGCAGGGAUUUCUGCUCCUCUAUAACAGAGGAAUAGAUUCAGCGAUGCUUGUUUUAAGCCAUGAUUCAGUUAAUUAGUUCAUUUAUUGUGAACCUUUAGGUUGAUAUUUAAUCUUUAUUUUCACAGAGUCUGCAGGCAGGGGGCUGAGGGGGAAACGAACAAACGGGUGGGUUUUGUUCUUUUUUGUGUUCUAUUAUGUAUAAUACUUAAAGAGCAGAAUUAAGGGAGACUCUGUAUUUGCACUUGAAAACCUUGGUGGUGAAGUCAGUUCAGAUUCACAAUGUUUAUGUGCAGUAUACACGUGUGUAAAUAUUUGCAAAAGCCAUGGGUGCAGUUUGUAAGCCAGCUGUAAGUUGACUCAGGCAAAUUCAGUUGCCUAAUUGAGCACGAAUUGUACGGGUGACCCCAGAACUCACAUAUGGGUUCCUUGUGUUGAUCUCUGUACUGCUGCCACAGUUCUCCUUGAGAGAAGCACGCAGCUGGGAUGCCUGUUCACAGUGGGCAGUGAGAUGCUUCCAUUCCCACUGUGGUCCGGCGUGUCUUACUUUGCUUCUGUGGCUUUUGAGAAGUUUUACACUGUAAAGAGAGGAACGUACUACUUGAGGAAUGUGCUAUUUGAGCAGUGUGUAAAAGAUUCUAGAGGAGGAUGGGAGCUGACUUGCUUGAAAAUGUAUUGAUAAUAUUUCAGUUGGUUUCAUUUGAGAUUUUAGGGGGAAAUCUGUUUCUUCUAUUGCCAUGUCGGCAAAAAUGAAAGAAGGUCCCAAGUUAAAGGUUUGACUGAGCUUUCUGAGCUUAUUUCUGAAGGGCUCUGGUUCACAUAUCCUUGUGCAAGUCUGAUGUGGUGCAAAGGUUUCUCUUUUCUAAAGAGGCCACUGUCUUCCACUGUGAGUUUAAGGGCAGUCUACUAAAUAGCUCUUUGCCCCUGUACAGGUCAGGUAUUAGCUCAGGUUGAAAUGUGCUCUUUUAAGUCUUCCUCAAAUAACGAGCUAUGGAGAAACAGGGAGAAAGCUGGGCUGCUGCCUGUCCAGUUCUGCUAAUAAUGAGUUUGUUCUUCCUGCCGCAGUAAAUAGGUGAUGUUUUGAAUGCAGACAUUCAUUCUGUCUUGUGUUUGACUUAGAGAAGCUGAUGCUAAGUAACGUCUGUGGCAAAUGAGAAUCUGACAAACACGGCACCUCCUGUGACAUCUCAGAGUCCUGACUGAAAAGGAUCAAUGUGAAGAAGUGUCUGUCCAGCUUGGGGCAGAAUGGUGCAUGUGGAAGAGGAUGUGCCUUCAAGAAGGCAGCAGUAAUGUGGGGGCUGGAGUGGAUGAUCCCUUCCAGCCCGUACAGUUCUGUGAUUCUGUAAUGCUUGCUGGUGCAGCUGGUUGUCUCCUGGAAGCAACCCAUUUCUGGAGGAGUUUGACUGCUGAAGUGACCAUUAUCAGACAUUAUCCUUCAUUGAACAUGGGGACUUCUGACACCAAACCACCUCAUGGAAGCUCUUACUGCGAGGCAGGGCUGGGUAAGGACUGCACCAGGGAAGUGGUCUAAAGUAGUGAUUUUAAACCAUACCUCAGGGAUUAUGUAUUUUUAAUGGCAUUCUGAUGUUACUUUAUUUUGGGGUAUGAGUAGAUCUUGUUAAUGCAUGGAGGAGAAUGGUAUUAUAGCACUGUAUUUGGACACAGGAGAUGGUGACUACUGAAUUAGUUUCCAUAUAAAGCAGCACAUUAAUUUGCCAUUGUGAUACCAAACUCAUGGAGAGAGAAAGAGGGAGAUACUUUGAAAUAGCUAGCAAAUUUAUCCUUAAAAAGGGAUGCCAAAUGUAAAAGUGAAGAAUGAAAACGUAGGGUACAUUGCCAACUGAAUGCAUUCUUAAGUGUGAAUCAGGUGCAAGAGGCCUGGAAAGCUUGAAAUCAUGACUAGAGAAGGCUCAUGGUGUGGCUGCGUUGGUGUGCCACUUAAGGCUGUGUUUGUCACAAUUACACCGUGCUCACCAGCUGUGAGUACGCUCUCCAUGUUUCUGCCAGGGCUGAGCUGUUGGCGUUGAACUGCUUGGUUUCUCAGUGCAUGCAAUAAUGCUCUGUAUUUGAGUAACAGUGACAACUGGAAGCCCAAUAGAAUACUCGUGCUCUUCUAGUGCCUUCAUUCCAAAAGGCAAAUGAGUUUCAGCUCAUCGAUAGUCACUUCGUUCUGUUCCCAGAGCAGUGUGGAAGUGGGAGCUUGUUAAGGACAGUUCAACUAAGCUUAGCCUAGCUAAGAACUUCAUCUUUUAGGUCAGCUCUUCAGAGAGAAGGAAAUGCAGCUUGUAACAUUUGAGAGUCUGAAUAUUUGAAUCAUAAAUCACUGCUUGUUUGUUUUUUUUUAGAGCUCAUAUGUGCUGUACUUAGGCCUGAAAAUAAUUAUUUCUGAUCAGAAACUCUGCUUAUAUAAAAAGACUUUUAGGUUCAGAAUGAAUUUGUGACUCUUCAACACCACCAGUGGUGUUCUUUGGAAGCCCUUCGGUUGCACUUUGGUCCUCUGCCUAUACAACCUGACCCGCCAUUGCCUGAAGGCAGGUGGCUCCCAGGGGCCCAGCAGCCUCACACUGCAGUGGGGCUCCUCUCGUGACUGAGAUCUCACCAUCACUGCUUCCUCAGCUUGUAGAGCUAUCAUUGCCUCAUGUUUGACUGUCGGUGUUCUCUUUGGAACGUUUGUUUGUUUCUCUUCAGACAAAUGCUGCUACUGUCUUUAAUUCUUUUAUUAAAAGAAAAAAUACAUCCGAAAUGCAAUUUUAA
Messenger RNA from Gallus gallus (chicken), 5216 nucleotides. RefSeq names its product selenoprotein O (gene SELENOO). The record is from RefSeq and is marked reviewed. NCBI's taxonomy places the organism in Eukaryota, Metazoa, Chordata, Aves, Galliformes, Phasianidae.